AUGAGCAUCAUUAAGAAGAUCAAGUCGGCGCUGGCCACGCGGAGGGGCGAGGCCGCCGCAGGGAGAGCCAGCCCAGCACCGCAGCUCAGCGGAAAUGAGCAGGAGGCGAGCUCCGCCAGCGACAACGUCGACCGGCACGGAAAGCUGGACAAGCUGACGAGCCUGAAGAAGAUCGGCCUGUCCGACCGGCCGGACGUGCCCGUCGGGGAGAUGAUCGUCAUGCCCAAGGACGCCGAGGCCAAGCGCGACGCCUCCCGCGCGCAGUGGUGGGUCGUGGGCCACGCCUGCCCCGCCGCACUGCGUCGCAGCGAGUGGUGCGUGAAUCAGUUCGAGCCCGUCAAGCAGCUCGGCAAGGGCGCCAAGUCCCGCGUCUGGGAGGCCCGCGAGACCGCUUCGGGCCUCACCCUGGUCCUCAAGGCGUACGACCUCCGGAAGAUGCACGGCGGCGAGAUCGCGCAGCUGGAGCGCGAGGCGACGAUUCACUGCAACCUGCCCCCGCACCGGAGCGUGGUGAGCCUGUUCGCGGCGUUCCAGGACUCGGUCGCGUGCUACUUCUUGAUGGAGAAGGGCGGGAAGGACCUGUACCAGACCAUGUCGAAGCGCGUCACGUCGUCGGAGGAGUGGCUCGUGCGCACAGUGGUGCACCCGAUCCUCGAGGGCCUCGCGCACUGCCACGCGCACGCGGUGAUGCACCGCGACAUCAAGCCGGAGAACUUCCUCUUCGGCGUCGACGGCCGCCUGCGCGUCGCGGACUUCGGGUUCGCGAUCGACGUGUCGAAGUACCGCCCGACGACGCGCCUGGGGACGCUCGAGUUCAUGGCGCCCGAGGUGGUCACGUCGGGGCGGCAGCGCGACGGCAGCACGCUCCCGCGCGACAAGCGCAAGCCGUACGACUUCGGCGCGGACGUGUGGUCGGUGGGCAUCAUCGUGUACGAGCUGCUCGUCGGGCAGACGCCGUUCGCGCGGAUGACGCUCGCGGACACGACGCAGGCGAUCGAGACGUCGCACGUGUCGUACCCGCCGUUCCUGUCGACCCACGCGAAGAGCUUCCUGCGCGCGUGCCUGGCGCGCAACCCGAAGGAGCGCGCGACGAUGGCCGAGCUCAUGCAGCACCCGUGGGUCGUCGCCGCGGUGGGGUCGCCGACGGCCACGCGCCGCGUGAGCCGCAACGUCGAGGCGGUCAUGUCGUCGGGCGCCUACGCCGCCGAGUGCACCAAGGACGUGGACGGCAUCGUUGCCAGGCAAGGCAGCUGGGCGUCCGGUCCCGCGACCGGCUCGCGGAGCCUGUACGCCGGCGGCGGCCUGCCGUCCGUCGCGAGCGACCGCCGCUGCACCGCGGAGGCGACGCCGGCGCCGGCGCUCGACAGCGCGGGCUCGGGCUGCCAGGGCACGCUGUCGCGCCUCGGCCGCCAGGCCGGCGUCCAGCAGUCGAGCCCCGCGCCGUGCCUGCACCCCGUCGCCUCGAUGGGCGGCAUCGCGAACGCCUCGUCCGGCAGGACACUCCUGCACCAGACGCUGACGCCCAACCGCGUGCGGCGCCCGCGGGCGGGGUCGGCCUCGGGCCCCGCCGGCGUCGCCGCGACGUGCACGCCCGCGCAGAGGAUCGCGAACGACGUGCGCGCGCUGCGGAUGCAGAACAACGCCGGCGACCGCGCGUCGAUCGACUCCAACACCGGCAGCAACACCUUCAUGCGCACCCCGCGCGUCACGGGCCGGACGUCGCUCGACGACCUUGUGCCGGCGGGCCGCACCGCGAGCGUCACGCAGGCGUCCAAGCUCGGACCGGCGCUCGUGCACCGCGACCGCAUCGUGUCGUACGCGUCGACGGUCGCCACCAACAGGCUGCGUUGA
Messenger RNA from Pedinophyceae sp. YPF-701, 1851 nucleotides. The record is from the annotation of a GenBank genome assembly. Lineage: Eukaryota; Viridiplantae; Chlorophyta; Pedinophyceae.